This is a messenger RNA of Verruconis gallopava, 1729 nucleotides long. RefSeq lists its product as uncharacterized. The transcript has a single exon. The record is from RefSeq and is a predicted model, not a curated record. Lineage: Eukaryota; Fungi; Ascomycota; Dothideomycetes; Venturiales; Sympoventuriaceae. The coding region runs from base 401 to 871 and encodes 156 amino acids.
CAACACCAUCAUCAACCCCGCCGUCGAUGAAGACGCGGGCACAUCGACAUUCAAGUGUGGCGGCAUGGACAGCGUGGGCAGGACCAAAGUUGAUCUGCCAACCUCGCCACCCUGGAGUCCUUUGGGCUUUGGCCCUUCAACGAAUCUAGUCCCACACUGCACACGACGAAUCCGUCGUCAGGAAGUCGUAGCGUGCAACAAGAAGGGCCUGCGGCCACCGCAUCUCCACAAUCAUGUAGCGAGUGUAACGCCACUAAAGCAGAUCAAGAAGGCUGCUCGCUAAGGCCGAAAUGGGAGCAAGAGGAGCUCGGAAACAACGGAUUGAUUUGACGGGAUCUACUCCGUAGCCCUGCAUCACGGAUCUAGAUCGGUAUUGCUGCGCUAACUCGACAAAGCACCGAUGCAAUGCUAUAUCAACGCACACUCUAGCAUUUCUGCCAGGGAAAGGAUUCAUGCCUUUCCUGUAUUUUGUCCUUCUGAAGAGUCCAAGCCAUUGCUGUUCUUGAUGUCCGGAACCUUCAAUGGCAUCCUAGCGAUAUUCGCAAGUUCAUCGGCCUGGCUGACCAUAGGAUCCUGCCCACUGAUCAGACCUCCUAUGGUCAUGUUUGGCCUGUUGCACCGUGCUGCAUCCAAGGGCCAGGCCGAGGAAACGCAAGGUCAGUUCAACUCAACUCUGCUGUACCGCUGGCCUGGUGGACCUGUCGUUCUCGCGAAGAUUAAAAACAAAGCGGGUAAUCAGGUAGCUCAGAAACGCGUCGGGGGUUAUUUUGAUUGUAGAAAAAUCGCCGGUAUCGAUUCCGACCAAAUCUGCCGCGUGGGCUUCAGCCUCUACCGUGGACAUGUCAUGGAAAAUCACUUCGACUGGAUUUGAUACAGCGACCAGACCCUCCGGCGCUGUUAGGCCCAUUCACCGCUUGCCAAUCGUUCUGACCUGAACCUUGAGCUCGUGUUUGUUCUAACUCUUGGAUUCAUUUCUCGUGUCGACCUUGAACUAAAAGGACAAUUUGACCUCGCACAGCUUCGACGUCUCCCUGAAAGAUCGGCCAUUUUGCAUUGAUUGAUCUAUUGGAAGGAGAGGUCUAUCGCGGAGCUCUCGUCACCACGUUGUUUCAGCCGGCUUUGAACAGCCUACCACGCAGAUGCUCGGCUCCAUGCACGUGGCGCGAAGAAAAAAAUAUGUGGUCUCGAGCUCAUCCGUACAUAGACAAAGAUCAUGGUAAAUGAUAUCUAUUACAAAGCUUUCCGCGACUUUCAAGGAUCGAGUCCUCUAUAAGGGCCGAACGAGUCGAGGCUCACGUAGGAUAGGUCGAGCUGGACAAUAGCCGUGAAUCUUAGCUCUACCAGCAUGGCCACUGCAUUUUCAAUUUCGGGCCUUAUCACUGCAGCACGACGAUCAAGCAAAGUAUGGAAUGGCUUUGAUUUUCAGCAGCAAUCGAGUUCGUACGACAAAAUCAAGUGUCAAUUGCAAAGCCUUCCAGAAACCAUGUGUUGCGGCCGCUCUCGGUUUUACUCUCUUCCUGGUCCAGAUUGCUGAGGUAGUUUAUCGCAAUGGCUGUCACGGCACACAUUGAGUAUUUGUAGAGAAAGAGAGACGCCAAGAACUGGACAUGUCUGCUUUUUAUCUACGCCUCCUAAUUGAUCUUACAUAAAAAUUAAGAGAUCAGCUUAAGUUAUACAAGAAAACCGUGAUGGAACUCCGACAUGGUUACAUUAUAGUCAAAAUGAAGCA